Messenger RNA from Acomys russatus (golden spiny mouse), 1260 nucleotides. It is a transcript of the gene Lum, whose product is annotated as lumican. The transcript has 3 exons. Gene Ontology annotation, molecular function: protein binding. Bases 178 to 1200 code for a protein of 340 amino acids. The record is from RefSeq and is a predicted model, not a curated record. Lineage: Eukaryota; Metazoa; Chordata; Mammalia; Rodentia; Muridae.
CCCCACCCCUGCCCCCACCCCCCCUCCUCAGCUCUUGUAUCACUGAGAGUCUGGCAGCCAGUUCCACCCUGACAGAGUUCACAGCAUAUAUUAGUGGAUUCUUGUUCGCAGUGCGUCUGUUUAAGGAAUUAACGGAAACAGUGUCAAGAGAGUAAGGAUUCAAAGCACUUGCUGGAAAUGAGCCUCCGCGCGUUUGUUUUUGUCUUAUCAUUUGUCUCUUGUAGUGCUGGUGGCCAAUACUAUGAUUACGAGGCCGCCCCUCUCUUCCUGUAUUCGCAGCUGUCACUCAACUGUGCGCCAGAGUGUGACUGUCCGCACAACUACCCAACCGCCAUGUACUGCGAUGACCUGAAGUUGAAAAGCGUGCCCAUGGUGCCUCCCGGCAUCAAGUACCUUUACCUGAGGAAUAACCAGAUCGACCAUAUCGACGAGAAGGCCUUUGAGAACGUAACCGAUCUGCAGUGGCUCAUUCUAGACUACAACCUUCUAGAAAACUCCAAGAUAAAGGGGAAAGUUUUCUCGAAGCUGAAACAACUGAAGAAACUGCAUAUCAACUUCAACAACCUGACAGAGUCCGUCGGCCCGUUGCCAAAGUCCCUGCAAGACCUGCAGCUCUCUCAUAAUAAAAUCACCAAGCUAGGCUCCUUCGAAGGCUUGGCAAACCUGACCUUUGUUUCCCUCCAGCACAACCAGCUCAAAGAGGAUGCUGUGGCGGCUUCUCUGAAAGGUCUUAAGUCGCUAGAGUACCUCGACUUGAGCUUCAAUCAGAUGAGCAAGCUGCCUUCUGAACUCCCAACAACACUUCUAACUCUCUAUUUAGACAGUAACAAGAUCAGCGACAUCCCGGAUGAGUAUUUUAAGCGCUUCACUGGGUUGCAGUACCUACGUUUAUCUCACAACGAACUGGCUGACAGUGGAGUACCCGGGAAUUCAUUUAAUCUAUCGACCCUGCUGGAGCUGGAUCUCUCCUAUAAUAAGCUUAAAAGCAUACCGACUGUCAGUGAAAACCUUGAAAACUAUUACCUGGAAGUCAAUGAACUUGAAAAAUUUGAUGUGAAGAGCUUCUGUAAAAUCCUGGGACCACUAUCUUACUCCAAGAUCAAGCAUCUGCGUCUGGACGGCAAUCCUCUCUCCAAAAGCAGCCUGCCGCAUGAGAUGUAUGAAUGUCUACGUGUAGCGAAUGAAAUCACUGUUAACUAACAUCUUCUCAUCCUUAUACUGUGAAGUGUGUUCUGGAGCAGUACUUCAUGGCUAGGUAUU